Asterias rubens (European starfish) is the source of this 2044-nucleotide messenger RNA. RefSeq lists its product as uncharacterized. Lineage: Eukaryota; Metazoa; Echinodermata; Asteroidea; Forcipulatida; Asteriidae. The record is from RefSeq and is a predicted model, not a curated record. The coding region runs from base 626 to 2020 and encodes 464 amino acids. Gene Ontology annotation, biological process: nucleoside triphosphate catabolic process. The transcript is spliced from 10 exons. Gene Ontology annotation, molecular function: nucleoside triphosphate diphosphatase activity.
UUAGUGCUGGCAUGCUUUAUGCAAAUGUGUCCAAAAUCGUAAUAAUUUUGUUCAUUUAUCAGCCAUUUUAACACCGCCGUAUCAUCAUUAACUUAUCAUAUCCUUGGUGUCGAUUUCAGGCAGCAACACCGCCUACAAUACGAUGUACGUCUUCAAUUCGAAUUAAAUGAACUUUAGCUCAGCUGCAAUUGUAUUGAAGUAAGGAAGGUGCGGUCUCAACCCCUUCUCUGCGCCGUCAACUAAUCAAACUGUCUGACCGAAACACGAUAGGAAAAGACAAAAGUAAAUCUUGUGUCCAGCAGAGUCCAGCAAACGUCGAGCAGAAACCGCCUCUUCUCUGAUCCACCACUACUCACCGCAAACCAUACUUGCUUAAAUCUUGUUAGUUUUCAAAAACUUAUUUCCAGGGGGAAAGCAACAAAUUCGUAUAAGCUAUAGGGUCGAGCAGAAGCCGGCUCUUUUCAGAGCCACUACACUCACAAAUUAAGGUUUUACAUGGUGUCGCCUCAAACCAUUCAAAUAAAUCUUGUUAGUUCCUUUUUUAAACCCAAGUUUCUGAAAAAACAAAGGGUUUCAGAAUUCUAACCAAAACUUGCCGUCGAGUUAAAAAAAAAAAAUUAAAAAAAUGGCGGACCGAAGCCAGGGCGCUUCUACUUCUCAUCAGCAGGCAACCGCCGGUGUGAGCACCACGCCCCAAUCUGGCACUUACCGUUUCGCGCAACUCUCGUCCGGGGCUCUCUUCUGUGGACUGCGGAAAAGUCUACGAGAAAUACUUCGCUCUAAGCAUUCGUCACCAAUGUACUGUGUAAAACCGAUGAUGUACUCUCAGAAGGACAUGUUCUUCAGUCCCAGGUCGAGGCAUAAUGAGCAGGAUGACGAUGACGAGGCUGGGAGCUCGACCUCGCUUUGGGAUGCAGCACGCCAUGAUCCGAAGGCACAUCUGCACUUUAAUUCUGCAGUUCGACAAGCCGUUGAGAAAUAUUCCGACGUUCUGAAGGGAUUGAAAUGUCACCACAUGGAAGAUAUCAUUGGAGAGGUAAUGCGUCUCUGUCCACUUUUAAGGAAUGACGUCAUCGUGAGGAAAAAAGUUUGUGGCGCCAUCAAAUCGUACAUCUGCAAUGCCGUCACGCACUACAAAAGAAAACAGAGGAACCUGAAAACCCCAAUCAUCCCUGCCGGAGCCCAAUCGCGCGUCCAACAACCAAAACACCAGACUGCCUCCACGUCUCGAAAACGGGGACAGGAGGCGGUCAUCAAAACGGCGCUCUCAUCUGAAGAUGAAGUGUACCAAGAUUCACCCAACUCUUAUCAAGAUGAUUUGAUUGACUACUCCGCCAAUGUAGAUGAGAGUAAUGUGACCAUCGAAGUGUCGAGUAUUCCUUCACCACAAGAUGGUAUGGGUGGUGUCAUGCUUGUACAGGGACCUGUCCAAUCACCUAAUCUCCACCACAGCCUGCCAGGAUCCAGCGAGUACAUCCACGCUGCAGCCAGACAGUCGGAAAGCCAACAGCACCACUUUGUGACACGGCACCGCGGUGAGAUUCCUGCCAUAAGAAGUACACCCAGGCUGAUUGAGAUCUCAGACGUACGGAGUAUCACCAUGGACUCGGACUGUGUGGCAUCCUCGGCCGAUAGAGGCAACCAAGAAUUCCGAUUCAGUGAUGGUCCUACUAUGGAGGAACUGAGAUCUGUCCAAGCUGAUUUUGCCAAGCAGAGAGAUUGGGAUCAGUUCCAUCAACCAAGAAAUCUACUGCUAGCAAUGAUUGGUGAAGUUGGUGAAGUCUCAGAGCUUUUUCAAUGGAGGGGAGAAUGCAAAGAGGGGCUUGAAGAUUGGUCGGAGAAAGACAAAAAACAUCUCGGUCAGGAGCUCAGCGAUGUCUUGAUGUAUCUCAUACGGUUAGCGGAGAAAUGCCACGUAGAUCUGCCACAAGCUGCUAUGGAGAAGAUUGGCUUAAACGCCAAGAAAUAUCCAGCGCACAAAGUACAUGGGUCCAGUAAGAAGUACACCGAGUAUGAAUGAGUGAGUUUCUACAUCCUACUUGAC